Messenger RNA from Fusarium oxysporum Fo47, 2430 nucleotides. RefSeq lists its product as uncharacterized. The transcript is spliced from 5 exons. The record is from RefSeq and is a predicted model, not a curated record. Lineage: Eukaryota; Fungi; Ascomycota; Sordariomycetes; Hypocreales; Nectriaceae. Bases 1 to 2238 code for a protein of 745 amino acids.
AUGACUCGAAGGAGCCCCCAAUCUAUCUCCCUUGCCGAGUCUGAUGACUCAGUAAGUUCGUACGAAGAUGAUAGUGUGUUUGACAGCGACGACGAUCACACUUCAGACAUAGAUACCAAUCUCAGCGAUGCCAGCGAUGUUGACCUCGAACUGGACGAUGCACAAUGUCUUCCAGGUGGAAGUGAUCUGCCACCGGAAUUCUUUCUCCUUAUGCAAGAUAACUUCAAGGAAGAGGACGCAGAUGACACUGCGUAUGCUGAUGGCACAACGCGACAACUUGAUGCAAUUGAGCGUCGGUGGAAUACUUAUUGCAAGUACACGAAACAAGACCCUAAAUACUGCAUGCAUCAUAUCUCCUUAAGUAAGAUUAAUGCAUUCUUUCACUGGCUUUUUGCCCAAAAAACUGGGGCUGGGGAAAGGAGGCUCCCUGGUAUAAGGUCUUCCCACACCCUUAAGCAGUAUUGGAAGGAGUUUCGACUUGUAUACGAGAGAGAGACUAAGAAAAAGAUUGACCCUGUUCUAAACCGGAGAAUGCGCAGGAUCCUUCGAAAACUCGUUGUCGACCACGAUUUAACAGGAGAGCGACGCGAAAACCGAUGCAUGGCUAUCGAGGACCUUGAGCGGCAAGCAGAGACAACUAUUAGUACGACUAAACAGAGGUUCCACAUUGGCGAGCACCGCAUCUACGCUCUUUUGUUCCUUCUUCUCAUCGCACCAAGUGGCUCUAGACCUAGAGCACUCCUUUUCUUAAGAUUUGGCGACCUCGAGCUUUCUUUGGCGCGUGAUCCUCAAGGCGGCCCGCACCGUAUUCUUAUUCGUUUCAGACUUCGCUUCACGAAGACCUUCCUUGGAGAAAAAGAAACCAACAUCUUGACUCUUCCCGAGACUAUCUUUGACUCGAGCUUGUUACUCAGUCCACAUACCCUUCUUCUAGGUCUUUUAUUCCAUCAUGAGGCUUUUGAUGCGCCGACUCUUACUUCUCCUGAGCAUUUGAGCAAGCUUGAUAUCCACCCCGACGAGCACGAGUUACCCCUACCACUCAAGCAGAGUAUGAAUGACAUAUUCGUCUUUCGCAGGGCCACUAAGACAGGCAUGAACGCGUACAUAUUGUCUGCAAACGAACAGAUUACGUAUAAUAUGAUUUCCGGUUGGACAAAGAAGCUUGGCGAAUUAGCUGGGUUUGGCGUUGUUGUGAUCUUGUAUACGCUCCGUUACAACGCAGGAAACGAGUUUGACCAAUGCUCGAAUAUCAGCGAUGGACUUCGCAACCUUAUGCUUCAACACGCCAACUCUAGGACUUUCGAGAAGCAUUACCUCGGCCGUGUCGUACCUGUGGAUACUAUGGCUGUUGUAAGCCAUAAAGAGCAGCAAAAAGCGCUGAUGCGUCAAGCCUGCAGUAUCGGGUACUCAGCCAGCAAGCGACGGCCUACCCAUCUCACUGCUGAGCAGUCUGCGAGCAUUAAUGAUGAUCCCAAGAUUCAGGAUCUCUUUCGACAACGAGAAUACCUACUUUCUAAUGGCAACAAGUCCGAUAAAGUUCGCACACGUCUAAGGAAGAUUACUAAGGAUAUUCAAAGCGAGAAGGCUCGCCUACGCCGAAAACGCAAAGAGCAAGUCAGAAAAGCUUGGACCCGGGAACAGGCUGUAACCGAUAUAGAGAGACAACUAGCUGGCAAGACAUUUGAGGAGCCACCACCCUCGCCAUCGGAUGGCAAUGCUCAUCCAGCCCAGAAACGCCUAUACGAAGCUUUAACAGCCCCAGCGACCAACACAGUUGAGUCCGAAUAUCAUCGCCGUAAUAAUGCAAUUCUCGCCGUCAUGUCUUACUGUUCCGUCCAAGAGCCACCCUUACCUCCUAUGACCAGAUACAAAGCGGUUACUGCUGAGAAAGAAGUCUCUGAUCUACACGACAACACCACAAAGGAUACCGCAAGUAGUGCUUUGGGUGAUGCAAUAACUUCAGUCUUUACUAAAAGCCGAACGGAGCGAAGUCGAAGGUGCUUUCUCUGUGUCGGUCGGGCCACCACUCUUCAGCCUCUCGAUCCGGCGAUUCAUGGGCUAAUCAAGCCUUACUACUCACCGGGGGACUUAAGCAGGCACUUCAAACGAUACCACCUGUCUAAUAUUCAACCAAACGAAAAGCUUCAUUGCCGCCUGUGUGAUGAGACGUUAGAUCAUAAGAUGCACUUGCAAAACCAUGCUGAGACAGUACACGGGACUGUAUCACAUGGAGGUUGAUCAUCGGCUUCACAUGGAAUAAUCGUUGAUCUAUGUGGCGAAGCCUUCUGUUUUCUCGGGAUUAUCUCUUUAAUGAGUUUUGCUUUGACUUUUAAGUCUACGAUGGAGAAUAUAAAAAGGCAAUUUACAUUAACCCUAAGCCUCAUCGACCACAAGAGCAACACCGAAGGCAGCCAAUGAAGGCUUAGGGAU